This is a messenger RNA of Acanthosepion pharaonis, 573 nucleotides long. NCBI's taxonomy places the organism in Eukaryota, Metazoa, Mollusca, Cephalopoda, Sepiida, Sepiidae. The record is from the annotation of a GenBank genome assembly.
AUGGGCCAAUUUCUUCCGAUAAAGUUCCUCAACAUGGGCCAAUCUCUUCCGAUAAAGUUCCUCAACAUGGGCCAAUCUCUUCCGAAAAGUUUCAACAUGGGCCAACAUUUUCCGAUAAAAGUUCUCAACAUGGGCCAAUUUCUUCCGAUAAAGUUCCUCAACAUUCCGGGCCAAUCUCUUCCGAUAAAGUUUUCUCAACAUGGGCCAAUUUCUUCCGAUAAAGUUCCUCAACAUGGGCCAAUCUCUUCCGAUAAAGUUCCUCAACAUGGGCCAAUCUCUUCCGAUAAAGUUUCUCAACAUGGGCCAAUUUCUUCCGAUAAAGUUCCUCAACAUGGGCCAAUCUCUUCCGAUAAAGUUCCUCAACAUGGGCCAAUCUCUUCCGAUAAAGUUCCUCAACAUGGGCCAAUUUCUUCCGAUAAAGUUCCUCAACAUGGGCCAAUCUCUUCCGAUAAAGUUUCUCAACAUGGGCCAAUUUCUUCCGAUAAAACAUGUUCCUUCAACAUGGGCCAAUCUCUUCCGAUAAAAGUUUUUCUUCCGAUAAAGUUCUCAACAUGGGCCAAUCUCUUCCGAUAA